UAAACUACGUAACUUCAGGUAUAAAUUAAUUGUUAAGCAAUAUGUGAAAAAACAAAGAAUUGAAAUUUGGGUCUCUAUAAAAGUUAAUGAACGCAACACACUUACAAAAUUUGAUCAUCGUCGGCAUCGAAUGUAAAGGUUUGAAAUAAAUAUAAAUCUUAUUUAAUUAUUGUUUCAUGCGUGUUCCUUAAUAUUAAUAAUUUCCGAUUUUGGCGUACAAAUUUACCAAUUUUUGCAUUUUCCUGUCAUGAAAAAUAUUUGUCACAAAAAUUUCAAAUUUAUUAUUUAAUCGUUAAUCUUUAAUUUCUAAUCUUUAAUCUUUCUCUUAACAACAUUGUCCCAAAAUGCUUACCAAAAUAAAUACAUAUCCGCCCUCUGCGUACUCAUAAAGAAGGGUAAGUAACAAGAAAGAAUAAUAAAUAUUAAACUGCGUAUCAUUCGAUGAUGUGACCAGUCCACUAAUAUUUUAAUUGUAAACUAUGCAAAAUCAUCUAUCCCACGCAUAUCGAUAAAUAAAUAAGUUAUCAUUUCGACGACCUCAUUUCGAAACACAAGGAAAAAAAUCUUGAUAUAAAAUGGUAAAAUGUUUACUGAUCGGAUUUCAGUUUCUUUUUCGACUCCCAUGAAAAGUUGUAAAAAUGCGUGUCUCAUCAAAAAUGCGAAUUUUAUAUUUCUUCCUCAUUUUUGCCUACAUUACCGCCUCGCAAUCAGUAACGGUAACAAGUGGGGGGUCAACAGGUCGUCAGGUUCAGCAGGGCUUUGCAUAUGGACAACCGGCUCAGGAAGAAGGGAACGUGGUGGUGGGUGUGGAUAAUCCACCAGUGAUGGGCAACCCCACCAUGUUCCAUUACCAAACGUAUCCUCAACAACAAUACAAUUAUCCUGUUAUCAAGUCGAAAAAGAGGUGUAUCAUGACGGACAAGGGGAAAAUGAAGUGCAAAUAUCGCAGGGAUGGUAAUGCCGACUCGUACGGAGUUCCUAUGACAUCUGGUGGGGGGUGGGGUUCUAGUGAUGAUGGUGACGACAAAGGUGGUGGUGGUGAUGGGAGCGGUAUUGCGGGUCUCUUAGGUCUGGUGGGGUUGAAGGGGUUGAAGGGCGUGGCGGGUGCGAAGGGGUUGGUCACCUUGCUCCCCUUCCUGCCCCUCCUGGGCCCCAUCCUGUUCCCCAUCGUGGUCAUUCCCUUCACCUUGAUCGGCCUGAAACUGAUCCUGCUCGGGGUGGCGUUUCUCUUGAAGCCGAUUUUAAUCCCGGGACGAUCCGCGAUCACGAUGAUCGACCUGAAUUUUUUGAGGAAUGCGACAUUUUCGAGCGUUUCCAGGAUGGUGCGUGACGUGCUGGAAAGUGAGGAGUGUGUGGAGCGGAUCGUUUGCAGGGUGGCGAGAUCUGGGAGAGAGUAUGACGGGAUUAGGGGCGUGGGGUGGAUGUGGGUGGAAAGGUUGGCCAACAGCUUGCCGGAGGAGGGUCGUUAUUUUGAGAAAAUUAGGAGAGGUCUCAAAUUAAGGAAGGAAGAGGACUUUACUAAAAAUCAUGAAAAAUCGUCUUCCUCCGAAGAUGUAUGCAUGAAAUUUGUAUGCACGCCAGAAUCAGUUUUCGGUGGGGGAGGAAAGAGUAGAAAAAUUGAGGAAAAAGUUCACUAAUUUUGUUAAAUACUCAAAUUAUUAUAAUCUCUUAAAUUAUUUAUGAUAUUAGAAACGUGCACAUUUUUAGAAGAAUUUUGAAGCCAUAAAUAUUUUGUAAUUAUUAUUCCGCAUCGACUUUAGACUUCGAGACAGAAAACCAGGCCAUUAAUAAAUACGAAUUAAAAAAGGUGGGCAAAAUGCUUUGUGAGUCAAAUAUUUUGAGCUCGGUUCUUCCCAGGGUUUUCGAUUUCCGGUGCUGCGUUACACCAAUAAAUAGACGAAAAUCUACUUUAAGAAGGCAAUAGCCCGUCGAAAAUACGGGUUUUGUAAAGAAAUUAUCUUUUUAUCGUUGGAAAAAUGCAUUGUUUUCACGAUUUUCUAAAAAUAAAUAAUUUUUCCAGCGAUGAAAACAAAAUUUUUUUCAAAAAACCUGUAUUUCCGGCUGAUUUCUGUCUUCUCUACGUAGAUUUUUAUCUUUUUGUGGAUGAAACAGUCGCAUGAAAAUGUAGGGGUUGUCGGUAAUUAAUUUUAUACCGUUGUUAAAAUACUUUAUUUCUAAAAAAAAAUUGUGAAAACACAGCGAUAAAAAAUUAAUUUCUUCAGAAAACCCGUAUUUUUGACUGACUGUUGCCUUCUCCACGUAGAUUUUCGUCUUUUUGUGGGUGUAACAGCCCCGCCGGAAAUCCAAACCCUGGGAAGAACCGGGCUCAAAAUACUGCAUUUUAACAAAGUAUUUUACCCACCCUUACAAAUUAAGUAGACUGACUGACACGAUGACUUACUUAAAAUCGACGCAAGCUAUUUAUUUAAAUAUGUACGUGUAAAGACCAAUAGUGAUGACAUGACAUUAUUAACGACACUUGACUUGUAUGUGAUGACUGACAUGCUUCAGUUUUUUUACACACCUUGGACAAACAAAGAUGAUGACAGGGGUGCAAUUAUGGGUGUAUUAUAAUAAUAAAUAUUUAUUGUAAUCAAA
Molecule: messenger RNA, 2598 nt
Organism: Folsomia candida
Lineage: Eukaryota; Metazoa; Arthropoda; Collembola; Entomobryomorpha; Isotomidae
Exons: 3
Coding region: 639-1637 (332 amino acids)
Source: RefSeq, a predicted model, not a curated record